AUGUUCAUGCGGUCAAGCAUCGCAAAGAAGGGCCCGAUUUCGCACAGGGACAUCGCGCAGGAGCCGCUGGUGUUUAAUCGGCAGGUCCUGCCAAACGGGAAGAAGCUGCUUGGAUGGCAGGAGGCUGCAAAAGGGCUGGAGUUGUUGAAACUAGACAAGGCGGAGCCGUUGAUGGUGAGGGGCGGAAGGGUGAUUGGAGUAGGAGGCCUACCCGAGGUACGGCUGCGCUGCUCGGAACUCUGCAUGGAUGAUCGGAUCCCUCCCUUCAGGCAGCUGAGGUUGCUCUUCGGCGCGCAGCAGGGAGUGAUGCAGCAGCAGGAAAAAUGGUCGGAAGAGUGGGGGAAAGUGAUUGAUUGGAAAAGAGUCAUCAGGGUGCGGGAUUCCGCGGUGCUUCCGAACCGAGCCCGUGACGUCCUGCUUCGCCUGCAUUGUCGUAAUCUCCAGGUUGGGGUGAGGCUGAAGUUCCUGGAGGAGGUGGCGUGUCCGUACUGUGGAGAGGAAGAGACAGCGGAGUCCUGCUUGUUCGGCUGCCCUCGUAUUCAACCAGUGGUGCAAGAGCUGCUGAAGGCUCUCCGCAUGAUCAACCGGGGCAGGAAAAUCACUUCACUCGGUGACCUGCUUUUUGAGAAGGAAGGCUCGACCUCGGGCUUCCCAUAA
Messenger RNA from Closterium sp. Naga37s-1, 657 nucleotides. Lineage: Eukaryota; Viridiplantae; Streptophyta; Zygnematophyceae; Desmidiales; Closteriaceae. The record is from the annotation of a GenBank genome assembly.